AUGCUGCUCUCGCACGGCGCUGACGCCAACGCCGCGGACUCGUACGGACAGACUUCCCUGCACUACGCGGCUUACUCUGGCCGGCUGAACAUCAUGCGACUGCUACUGGAGGCCGGCGCCGUCCCCAAUGUCGCCCACACGAAGAGUGGAGAGACGCCGCUGAUGUAUGCGGCGUGGGUGGGCGAGGAGGCGAUGGUGCAGAUGCUGCUCUCACACGGCGCCGACGCCAACGCCACGGACUCGUAUGGAUGGACCUCCCUGCACAUCGCGGUUUGCUCUGGCCGGCUGGACAUUGUGCGCCUGCUACUGGAGGCCGGUGCAGAUCCAAGCGUUGCCGAUACGGAGAGCGGGAUGACGCCGCUGAUGAUGGCGGUGAGGAAGGGCAACGAGGCAGCGGUGCAGAUGCUGCUCUCACACGGCGCCGACCCCAACGCCGCGGACUCGCAAGGACAGACCUCCCUGUACUACGCGGCUACCUCCGUGUACUUCGAGGCUAGCUCUGGCCGGCUGAACAUCAUGCGACUGCUACUGGAGGCCGGUGCAGAUCCAAACGCCGCCGAUACGAAGAGCGGGAGGACGCCGCUGAUGAGGGCGGUGGUGCAGAUGCUGCUCUCACACGGCGCUGACGCCAACGCCGCGAGCUUACAAGGACAGACCUCUCUGUACUAUGCGGCUACCUCCGGGUACGACAGGGCUAGCUCUGGCCGGCUGAACAUCAUGCGACUGCUACUGGAGGCCGGCGCCGUCCCCAAUGUCGCCCACACGAAGAGUGGAGAGACGCCGCUGAUGUGUGCGGCGAGGAUGGGCGUGGAGGCGGUGGUGCAGAUGCUGCUCUCACACGGCGCCGACGCCAACGCCGCGGACUCGCACGGACAGUCCCUGUACCACGCGGCUUGCUCUGGCAGGCUGGACAUCGUGCGCCUGCUACUGGAGGCCGGUGCUGAUCCAAACAUCGCCGAUACGGAGAGUGGAGAGACGCCGCUGAUGAUGGCGGUGAGUAAGUGCGAGGAGGCGACGGUGCAGAUGCUGCUCUCACACGGCGCCGACGCCAACGCCGCGAACUCGAAUGGAGAGACCUCCCUGCACUACGCGGCUUACUUUUGCCGGCUGGACAUCGUGCGCCUGCUACUAGAGGCCGGCGCAGACCCCAACGUUGCCGCGACGGAAGAAAUGAAGAGUUUCACCGCGUUACACUACUCCUGUGAUCGACUUAAAACCGAGAUGAUUACUCUCCUCUUGAAACACGGAGCUGAUCCGAACCUCGUCGAUUGUAACAAGAGGACGCCGCUCGCUAUAAUAGGCAACCAGGCGGAGGUGAGAAGCACCAGAAUGAGUGAGCGAGGAGCACACGCAGCACCAGCAGAACAAGCGGAGUCAGUGGUACAAGCGGCGUCAGCUCUCCUACAGACGUUCGAGUCCGCCGGCGUACUUCUACAGGUUAACACACGCGACAGCGAGGGCGACACCCCGCUGCACAGCUUCUGUAGGGCGAUGCUCGCAUGCAAAGACGAUGUUUACGCGCGACAGAGGGAGGGGUGCGUGCAGAUAGUGCACGCGCUGCUGUUCAACCACGGUGCACACGUCGACAUGGUGAACGCACGGGGAGAGACGCCAUACGAACUCUGGCGCCGGAUUAACCCGACGCGUUUCCGCGGCAACGUGGAGUCGAGCGACGAGAUACAUGGCAGAAUGAGCGCGCAGUAUCAUUCGCUGAAGUGCCACUGCGCGCGCGUUAUCGUCACACACAGCGUUGCAUACGAGAACACGCUGCAGCUGCCUCUGAGUCUCAUAGAAUUUGUCAGGGCACACGCUAGACCAAUGUAGGCGACACUAAGCGUGUUAACCGAUGAAGCCCAUGUAGGAUCGGAGAUGCGAUAACCUAGAAGAUAUUAUCAAUACUUUGUAGAUCUAUGUUCUAAUUGUUGCACGUGUUGGAUGAUGUGUUUCAUUGCAAUGUAAAUUCGAGUAUAUGUAGUAACACUAUUCAGUUUAUAUAGAAAUGUGUAGAUUAUCGGUAUGAUGCCUUGUUGAAUUGGCGAGAUUUAAUAACCACGAGUGCAAAUGUUAAAAGUUUGCAAAUCAUUUUGCUCUGUAAAAAAAUGUAAAGGCUUAGUUGCGUUCUGAAUAUUUAAAAAAAACAAAAAAAAACAACUAUUUUACCAUGAAAUGUACGCAAUUCGGUAAAGUACUUAUUACCACCAGAAUCACAUAUUUGAUUGUGGCUACCACACACCACCAAUAAUUAUAAUCAUUAAUGACCCACUGUUCAACCGAUCCACUUGUCAUAAUGUACCCAUUAAUAGGGUAUAUAUAUACUAUAGACUGUAUAUGCAGUCCAACCAUAGACUGAAGGGACAAUACGCCUUAGACUUAUCUAAUAUAUAGUUGAGUUCGCAUGUAUCUAUGUAUGUAUGUAUG
This is a messenger RNA of Priapulus caudatus, 2418 nucleotides long. Its product is annotated as putative ankyrin repeat protein RF_0381. The transcript is spliced from 3 exons. The record is from RefSeq and is a predicted model, not a curated record. Bases 1 to 1824 code for a protein of 607 amino acids. Gene Ontology annotation, molecular function: protein binding. NCBI's taxonomy places the organism in Eukaryota, Metazoa, Priapulida, Priapulimorpha, Priapulimorphida, Priapulidae.